AUGGCGAUCAUGGUGCUGAAGCUCGUAAUCUUGCUUCUUCUUUUCUCGUGCGCUGCUGCGCAAUUCACCAACCGUUAUCUCAAUAGCCGCUGCUCCAACACCUCCAAUUACACCACCGGAAGCAUGUUUGAGAAUAACAUGAAGGUCGUCCUGGCCAGCUUGACGACGGACGCCCCUCCCUCUGGCUUCUCCAACAACACCACCGGCGAAAGGCCCAACCAAGUCUACGGCCUCGCUCAGUGCAGAGGCGACAUCACCGGCGAAGGUUGCACGGAAUGCAUUUAUAACGCAACCAUCGACGUCGUCAAGGAGUGCCCCCAUUCAUCUGAUGCCAUCAUAUGGUACGAGCACUGCCAGCUGCGGUACUCGAGCGCAAACUUCUUUGGUGUACUCAACAUGAAGGAUCUUGCUGCCUGGUGUUACAAGCAGGAAGCAAAGAACCCUCUCAUCUUCAGCCAGAAGCUGAAAGUUCUGCUAAACUCUCUGGGUUCUGAGGCAGCCAUGAAUGCUUCAUUUUUUGCUACGGGGAGCAUGGUGUAUGAACAACCGGAGACGAUAUAUGGUUUGACUCAGUGCACAAGGGACACUUCCGUAGUUGAUUGUAAAAGCUGUUUAACGGCUACGAUUGAAGCGAUGCUGAAAUAUUUCGGCACCAAUGUGGGCGCUGAGGUGGCUUCAGGGAGUUGCCGCGUUAGGUUCGGUUUGACUUCGUUCCUUGACACCGCACCAUCUGGAAGUCCGCCACCACCUCCAUCUCCACCUCCACCUCCGCCAUCGCACUCAUCUCCACCUCCACCUUCAUCAUCACAUCCACCACCGCGACCUCCAAAUACAGACAAGGCGAACCACUCAAGCGCAACAUCUGCGGCUAUGAUCACUGUCAUCACUCUUGCCUGGAUGUCUACAUAUUGGCUGCUCAUGGUGACAUCAUAG
Molecule: messenger RNA, 933 nt
Organism: Nymphaea colorata (pocket water lily)
Lineage: Eukaryota; Viridiplantae; Streptophyta; Magnoliopsida; Nymphaeales; Nymphaeaceae
Product: cysteine-rich repeat secretory protein 38-like
Exons: 2
Coding region: 1-933 (310 amino acids)
Source: RefSeq, a predicted model, not a curated record